GAGAGAGAGAGAGAGAGAGAGAGAGAGAGAGAGAGAGAGAGAGAGAGAGAGAGAGGGGUAAAGGGAGAACGCAACAAGAGAAGAAACGAAGGAGAGGACUUUCCUUGUGGUUCUCCACUUCUAGAAAUAAGCUACGUUGCAAGAGUUGUGGAUCUUCGUCCUCCCAGGGAGUUGGGGGUAAGAAUCUUCCACCGGGCACCUGCCAGAAUGAUGAACUGUAAGUCCAACUCGCUGACUUGCCUCCAAGGAGGAAAAUCGGGGCUUCCCGUCGCUGCCACCACGGACUCCACCGCCACUUUGAACAAGCUGGCCCUGGCCACGGGGGGCACCGAGAAGUCGUGGUACCGUUGCAUCUUCCCCUUUGGCAUCGUUGCCUUGGUGAUCGGCAUCGCCGCCACCUGCAUCACCUUCACCAUCAAUGGGCCCCAGAUGGACAUUGCCAAGUUGGUCUCCGUGGCUACCUUGGUCUUUGGAGUCGGCCUCCUGGUGGCCGCCUUGGUCUGCUGGCGGGCCAAACGAGAGCGUCAACGGAAGAAGCAGCAGGAAGAGCCCCUUCCCUUAGAACCAGGGGGUCUCUGAAGCCCACCUUGAGUCGAAACCCCACCACCCCCAGGAACCAACCUUUUGCUGUAGAGAACCCUAUCUUUUUCAUGUCAUCCAUGGCAGAUGUUGGGAAAGGAGCUAUGGAGACACACAUCCCGUGUCUUGGGGAUGGAGAGGCACAGAAGCCAGCCAGCCAGCCAGCCAGCCAAGGGGCCCUUGGAGCUCCUUUAACACAGCGUGAUGAGUGGUAUUACGGACUAGUUAAGGUAGCCAACUCAGGCCAAGAAGAACGGAGAAUCGGUCCCUGCAGGUGAGCGGCUAGGAUGGGCGCCCAGCUGACCAUACUUCAGACCUUCCCUCCCCAACCUCUAGGAAGAUGGUUUGAUCUCAGCCUGUGGACAGGAUUGUGGACAGAAAAACCCCAAGGACUAACUUCAGGAAGAGAGUAACAAAAAUCGAGAGUCUUUUCCUUGAAGAUACUAACUGCUGCUUUCCAGUGCAGCUACGCCCACCUCUUGUCUAACUGUGGGUGGGUGGGGAACCAACCAACCAAAAUAUCCUUUUGAAAGGAAGGGAAAAGCUGAAACUUCUAUCCCAGGAUAUGGAGCUGGAGAUUCGUGACAAGUUCCAAGUGGCUUCUAAGUGUGAAUCGGGUUCCCCCCCCGUCUUUGGUUAUUAGCGGCCUUCCGGGCGACCGUGGAUGAGAAGAGGAGAUCAGGGUUCCAUCUUGGGCUUCAACAGCCACCCUCGUUUCCCACGCGGGAAACCAGGUUGAAAGUUACCGCGCAGCUUUUAGGAACCAACAAGCUUUCCCUCCUGCUGCCAAGACGUUCGGCAAGUGAAGCGGAGAACCUGAUUUUCGUUCUCAAGACUGUUAAAGAGGGCGGCGUGCCAAGAAGAUGGCCCACCUCGGUUUGCCGGCUCUCAACGCAAAUGCCGAGCUGUCGGAACUGCCACUGCGCCUUGCAAAGUGGUACAGCUUCUUAAGACUUUGAGGAUUUGAGGGAGGGAUGGAGGGGAAAAGGAGGGUGUGUGUGAUUUAUUACAGAGUAGCAGUUUGGGGGUCUCAAAACGAUGCAGCCAGCCCCCCCCCCUCCUCCUUUGGAAGCACUGUAUACGUAGGGAGUUGGAGAUAGCACAGGGGCGAAUUAAAACUUGAUUUCCCUGGGAAUAAACUCCUAGGGAUGGAUCCUGCCCGCUUUCUCUCUUACUGGGCCUUGCUUUGGAUAAAUUUGGUCUGGGUCCGGCUGCACCAGAGAGGUAUGUGCACUGGUGCUUGUAACACCGAAAGGAUUUGUGCGUGGAAAGUAUCCAAAGCUGGCUCAAUUCGCCGUUUCUGGACCAGAGUUGCAAAAAUAGCUUUGAGUAUUGUCCUCCUAGAUUAUUAGGAGUUUGGAGGGUGAAAAAAGCAGAUUUGUUCGAACCUUCUCUCAGUGAAAAAUGAGAUGCAGUAAUGUGUAUUACAAACAGAUGCAUAAGGGAAUAAAACAUUGCCA
Messenger RNA from Ahaetulla prasina, 2039 nucleotides. RefSeq names its product transmembrane protein 100-like. Gene Ontology annotation, biological process: cellular response to BMP stimulus. The transcript has a single exon. NCBI's taxonomy places the organism in Eukaryota, Metazoa, Chordata, Lepidosauria, Squamata, Colubridae. Bases 208 to 579 code for a protein of 123 amino acids. The record is from RefSeq and is a predicted model, not a curated record.